AUGCUAUUCCAACAGCAGGCAUUGCUGAGACAGAAGCUCUUCGUUCUGGGCAGCCUUGCUAUCGGAAGUGUUCUUUAUCUCGUGGCCAGGGUUGGGACCUUGGAUAGGCUACAGCCCAUUUGCCCCAUUGAAAGCAGACUGACUGCCCCUGAGCCAGAGCAAAUCCCUCUCCGUACCCUGCAGUUUAAGCGAGGCCUGCUCCAUGAAUUACGUAAGGGCAAUGCCACCAAAGAGCAGAUCCGCCUUCAAAACCUGGUCCAGCAGCUGCCUCAGGCCAUCAUCAUCGGGGUGCGCAAAGGGGGCACCCGUGCCCUGCUGGAGAUGCUCAACCUGCAUCCGGCAGUGGUCAAGGCUUCACAGGAGAUCCACUUCUUUGACAAUGACCAAAACUACGCCCGGGGUAUCGACUGGUACAGAGGGAAAAUGCCCUUCUCCUUCCCUCAUCAGAUCACCAUUGAGAAGAGCCCUGCCUACUUCAUCACAGAGGAGGUCCCUGAACGCAUCUUCAAGAUGAACUCCUCCAUCAAGCUUCUGAUCAUCGUCCGCGAGCCCACCACCAGAGCUGUAUCUGACUACACGCAAGUUCUGGAGGGCAAGGAGCGCAAAAACAAGACCUACCACAAGUUUGAGAAGCUUGCUAUCGACGCUAACACCUGCGAGGUUAACACAAAGUACAAAGCUGUCCGGACCAGCAUCUACACCAAACAUUUGGAGCGCUGGCUGAAGUACUUUCCUGUGGAGCAGUUCCACAUCGUGGAUGGGGACCGCCUUAUCACGGACCCGCUGCCGGAGCUGCAGCUCGUCGAGCGCUUCCUCAACUUACCCUCAAGGAUCAGCCAAUAUAACCUGUACUUCAAUGCCACCAGGGGAUUUUACUGUCUGCGAUUUAACAUUGUCUUCAACAAGUGCCUGGCAGGCAGCAAGGGCCGCAUCCAUCCAGAGGUGGACCCCUCAGUGGUGACUAAAUUGCAGAAGUUCUUUCACCCCUUCAAUCAGAAGUUUUACCAGAUCACUGGUAGAACAUUCAACUGGCCAUGAAGAGCUUUGAACUUCACUGAGAUUCAUUGGAUUGGUGUUUUUUUUUAAAUCCCACGCUACAAAAUCUCAAAAGAUAUUAAUAGCACUUUGACUGAAUUUAAUACAACGACUGUGUGACCAAAUAUAAAAGGAACUUGAUGUAAGCUUGUUUUUAUGUGUGUGAAAAUAAAACAAAAUGGUUUGAGUGGUUUGACUAAAAGAUUCAGUUCAAAGCACUUGAUCUUGCAAAUUAAUUCACCUGUCUUUCAAUGUUUCCCGUCAAGAAAAAAAAACCCAGUACUGAACUGUGAUUAACUAAAGAGAUUAUUUUUGUUGCUUUUUAAAAGACUAUCAAAUACUGACAUUCAAGCUGUUAAGAUAGGCUUUAAGUGUGAUGCUUUUUCAUGAUAAAACCUCUUAAAAGAUGGAAAAAUGACAUCUUACGAACAAAGAAAUUGCUGAUUUGUUCCCCAUCAUGUUGUUUAUUUGACCAAAACUGCAUGUGCAAUCAAGAUGCCAAUACAUCAUUAUAGGAUCCCGUAUUAGUUAGUUGUCUUCUGUUGUCGUUUCAUAAUGUUUUUCACUACAUUUUAUCUUUAAUUCAUGGUGUGAUCAAUCCAUUAGAAGGUGACCUCUAAUCCUCAACCCAGCAUUAUCCAGAAAAGGAUCAUCAGAAUAGAAUUAAGGUUUCAAGUUUGACUCAAAACCUUCAAAGCAUUUGAGACUUGAGCUUGUGUUUUAUUGUAAGUAUGCUGUUUCUUCCCCUACAGCUUUUUCAUUGGUUUGCAAAAUACCCGGCAAAAAGCCAUAGUGAAAAAAAAAAGUUGUCCUUUGAUGAUUCUUGUCAGACCAACUGCUUAUUCUAAGAUGAUUAACAAUAUCUAUCUGCUUCUGUGCAAAUAUUCA
Messenger RNA from Xiphias gladius (swordfish), 1923 nucleotides. Its product is annotated as heparan sulfate glucosamine 3-O-sulfotransferase 5. NCBI's taxonomy places the organism in Eukaryota, Metazoa, Chordata, Actinopteri, Istiophoriformes, Xiphiidae. Gene Ontology annotation, molecular function: [heparan sulfate]-glucosamine 3-sulfotransferase activity. The transcript is spliced from 2 exons. Bases 1 to 1038 code for a protein of 345 amino acids. The record is from RefSeq and is a predicted model, not a curated record.